Messenger RNA from Ostrinia furnacalis (Asian corn borer), 904 nucleotides. Its product is annotated as protein rolling stone-like. Lineage: Eukaryota; Metazoa; Arthropoda; Insecta; Lepidoptera; Crambidae. The transcript is spliced from 4 exons. The record is from RefSeq and is a predicted model, not a curated record. The coding region runs from base 38 to 826 and encodes 262 amino acids. Gene Ontology annotation, cellular component: membrane.
UCAACACCACGCAGUCGCUAGCGUCGCUCACGCCAACAUGGCUGCGAUCCGAAAACAGUUUCAGUUGGAUAAAUUAAUGUUGAAAAAUGAUACCGCUUCAGAUUUCUACCUUGGCUCUUGUCAGUGCAAUCGGAACGCUCUGCCUCUGUUAUGUAUGCGACUCGUCCUGUUCCUUGGCUGUGUCAGCAUGCUGCUGUCCUCGAUGCUACUGCCAGAGAGAAUCGUCGACAUCGCCCACUGGCCCAUCUAUAUGACACAGUGGGGCCUCAUCAUGAUCACCGUUACUUACGGGCUCGCGACCGCUGUGUCUGCUGUAGCGUACUUCAAAGGACCGAUUGAUGCAACUUUUGGCUUGCCGUGGGUGGUCCGACUCUUCUGGGGCAGCUACUGCAUCGCGGUACCACUCGCAUUUUUCAUCACAGCCUUCUACUACCUCCUAGUUAGGCCUACUAUCUCCGAGGCCUUUGAAGUGAACGAAGUGCUAGACGUGUUCACUCACGGCAUCAACUCGGUGGUGAUGUUCAUACUGCUGAUGACGUCCAACCUCUCGAUAUACCUCGUGCAGUUCUUGUACCCGAUGGCGCUCAUGCUCGUCUACAUGAUCUUCAGCAUCAUCUAUUAUUAUGCAGGAGGAACUAAUCAGAAUGGCGAUCGCUGGAUAUACCCCGUCCUGGACUGGUCGGAGCCCUCGACAGCCGUCGGUUCGGUGUUCUUAGCCCUGGUCAUGAUCAUCAGCAUCUACAUUCUGGUGUUCUUCAUGACGCUGCUCAGGGACCUGCUCACGCGACGGUUUAGGCACACUACUUUACUUAUCACUGAUUUAUGAAAUCUAAAUGGAGAAGAGACUCUGAAAUUCGAUAUUCUAACGUAAAUAAACCUACUUAGUCAUAAGUUAUAAAUUAAU